Molecule: messenger RNA, 8933 nt
Organism: Lineus longissimus
Lineage: Eukaryota; Metazoa; Nemertea; Pilidiophora; Heteronemertea; Lineidae
Exons: 2
Coding region: 1249-8247 (2332 amino acids)
Source: RefSeq, a predicted model, not a curated record
GUGGUUUGUCUAGCAGAGAACGAAGCCACUUUUCACUAUCUAGUCAUAUUUCGAAUAGAGUGGCACAGGACGUGUUAAUUAGGAUUAGUUCAAUAAGUCUGGAUUUGUAGGCUUGUCUCAUGGAUGCUAUGUAGAACAUUUCGGGGAAAACGGGUUUUCUACCAAGUGCAACAUUUCGCUUCGUUUGAACUUGGAACAAAUGGUAACCAUGAGAUAUAAUUUCGGAUACUGUUUCCAUUCUUUUGUCAUCAUCUUUCCCACCUAAUGCACGAACAUCAGUGAUGAAAACUCUAUUUUUCGUUGGAACAUCUGCCAGUUGAAUCUGACAAGGAAACUCAGUCGAAACAUGGUAAAAGUGGACACAAUAGAAAUAGCCCUUGACAUAGGAAUCCAAAAUGAUAUUUUGACCCGUGUGAAUGGAUUUAUACGCAUAAUUCUAUAAUUUCUAUACAUGAAAGCCCUAUAUGCGGCGCAGCAAGUUCUAGCUGGACUCAGUGGUCAUAGGCAAUUCGUUGUAUUCAAUACUACCAUAGAGGUCAAGCAGCUAAGAACAUAUCCAUUCGUUUCGUUACCGCCGGGUGCCCUUGGAGAGAGAAGUACUCGACUGAAUGGUCAUGAUGUGAAUAAGUCCAAUCAGCACGCAUUGGCAACCAAUAUUAGUCGAAAACCGUAACGACAACUGAAGAGACUGCAUUCAUUGUGAUCUGCUUUGAAAGUGAUAUUUUUGUUAUUGCUGAACAAUAUCAAAACCUCGACCCUCUUGACCUUAAAUGUAAUCGUGGUAUUGUGAAUGAAAAUAUAACAUAACAUCAUGAACCAAUGCGAAUAGUCAUAUUACUGUACAUAUUAUUGCAGAUGGUGAAAGGAUGUUGGAUGUUGACACUAGUUUCUCUGAUUCACUGCAAGCGAUAUGUCGCUUUCCUCUCGUCCGAUUGAACGAACUGACACAAACGGGAUCCUUGCUUAUGCCGUGUGGUACAAAUGAUUUUCAUUAAUGCCUCAUGCAACAGAGAUCAUGUGGUCCUAACUCUCAAAACUCAAUCAGUUUAUGGUGUGGGUGACAACUCUUUUAAAGGCAGAAUCGGACUAUGACAGUUGUUAAAAACAAAGGCUGUGAUUCUAUCAUUGAAAUUCAGAAUGAGGACCAGCUGUGUUUGGUACAGUACAAUCAAUUUAACAUAGGGCUAUUGUGUCGUUAGUACGAAGAUAGGAUUAAAAUUCGAUUUUAAAGGAGUAAAAGACUGAAAAAUGGCGGACUUCAUUAACGUUUAUAAUAACUAUUUGAAGACAUUUGUGGAUAAGGGCCCAGCUUAUCUUGCCCGGGCUGCAGCUGUACUGGAGUACGACGGGGACACAGAGGAUACCUUUGGACGUCCUAAGGUCAAAACCCCAACUAAAUCAAAGUCAACAAGAUCCAAGAUGGCGUCAAAUAAAAACGGUAGCCAUGACAACGGGCCACCUGGGGGCAGUGCAGCAGACUCGGCAAACAACAACAACAUUCGGAACACAGGGAGACUGACAUCACAACUCAGCACAGAAACCGAAGGAACUUUGUCCACGUGCAGUACGCUUGAUCGAUACAUACGCGGCGAGGACCGCCAUGUUUCCAACUCAGAUUUCGAGGAUAUGUGUAAGGCGAAUGACCUGAGCGACACAGAUACACUAACCGGAAGUCCGCAUGUGCGUAGCCCAGUCGCACCAAAUGGAAAGUUCCCAUCGACUGGGUUGAACAUUGCGAAAGAUUUCAUCUCGCCCGGUCGCCAGGAUGAUCAAACGGAUAGGCAUUAUCUGCAGCAAUUAGAAGAACUAAUCAAUGAACCAUUGGGUGAUCAACCGGAACAAAUCUCUGCUUCAUCGGCACAUGAUACUAUUGGUCAAAUCAAUCUGGACUAUUUCGCUCAACUCGAAGCCUCAACUGGUCCUCCUAAAGGUAGAAAGGAAGGCCGACCGGAUGCAAAUGGAAGGAAUAGACGACAUGAAGACAUUUCGGCAAGGGUAGACCAUGACACUAGGGAUCUGUUGGCUCAGUUGGAAGGCUUCGGCCCGAGGCCUCCAAUGCGUGAGUUAGAUCAGACGGUCCAAGACACGAUCGGGGGUAUGAAUCUUGAAUAUCCUGCUGAACUUGAGGAAGGUACAAUCUCGGUGACGUCAGUCCAAGAUACGAUAGGCUUACCGAAUCUCGACUAUCUCGCACAACUUGAAGGGAAGCAAAAUGGCAACAGACAUCAAGCCUCGAGUAGACUAAAUGGGAAUGAUCUUGAAGGUCGCAAACUUGCAAAAAGUCCCGUUCAAAAGACCGUUAUUAACACUGCCACCGGUAAUUCUCCAGAAAGAUCGCCGGUUUUUACGCGCAGAACGAGUGGGGGUAUUCUAAACAGAGUUCAAGCAUUUGAGAAGCGUAUGUCAGGUGGCGCUGUAAAAGAGGAUACUGAAAUCAAGGCCAUUGAAAAAGAGUAUGAGGACUAUCCAGGUUUCAGAGACUUAAGAGAAUUUGAGGAAAUUCGGGAGAGAGAAGCUGAGGAGAGGUUAGAUAGCUUGGGCCCGGAGGAGGAUGAAGAAGAAAGGAAUAAGUCUGUCAGAGAUGCCAUUGGUAUUUUCGAGCGCUUUAAGAGCAGUCUAGGUCAAAUUAAAGAAACGCCCCGCCCCGCUGGUAAGAUUAGACCAGACGCCUGUGAAAAACAAGAAGCUAGACCUGAUGCCCAUGGCAAGUCUGCUCAGUCUGCUCCAAAGCAAGAUGCUGGGUCUCGACCUGCUCUAAGGCCACAACUAGCAUUUGAAAGGUCUUUUGAUCUUGAUUCGUCAUCUGUUGAGCAGAAGAAGCAGAAGGUACCUCAGAGUCCGAAGAAAGAGGAUAGGGAUUCAAGGUUACGUCAAGGUCAAUAUCAAAAGGUGCAAUCUACAGCUAGCGGUGUAACUGAGAACAACUCUGAUCGCAGCAGAGUCAUAUUUCGCAGUAGCAGUGCGGAUCGUUUCAGUGAUCCGAACAGGCAGAAUUUGUCCAAGAAGCGUGAUGUUUCUCCUCGGUUUUCGCCCCAGAAUGCUGCAGACCCUGAGGAUGAAAAGAGGAGAUUAAAGAACAGGAGUCAGAGUGGGGACCGGAUUCGCCCAAAGAGUGAGUACAGAGCACAGGAGGAAAGGUCCAGGCGAGGACAAGAGACGUACGUGUCGUUCGCAAAAGAUCGGCCUCGUCCUCGGGGUAGGCAGUCUAGGAAGGACGAACGUGGGCGGACAAAGGAUAGGAAUGCAGACAGAUUUGUCAAGUCAGAUCCUGAGUUUACGAACACCUCUGACGAAAUGGAGCAAUAUCAUGAAAUUUCCCCUAUCCCACCACGGGAUGAGUUAAAGAGACGCAGUGGGUUUGAACGCCAUUUGGAACAGCCUCCACUGUCUCCCGUAAAAGAGGUGCGGCCAAUUAGCGGGCAUUACGAUAAUCAGCUGUCACCCCCUCCGCCAUUUGAUCCAAGACGGCGCAGUGGGAGUUAUGAGCGACAACCUGCGUUGAUAGUAUCACCACAGCCGGGAGAGAGGCGGAGCGAAAGUUAUGAUAGGCCUCAAUCUGGUAUGGUGCUUUCUCCCCACCAAUCCUACCCUGAUUUGAAGCGCUGGAGCGGUAAUUACGAUCGUCAGGGAAGACCUGAGGUACCUCAACCAGGUCCGCCCAACUUACCAGUCCGAGCAAUGCCACGAGUACCACAAGGGUUCGAACGGGACUACAGGAUACCACCAUAUCGUGAUCUUAACCAGUACCCAGAGAGGCGUGAUUCUCCUCGUAUGAGAGAAGACAGGGGGUCGCCUUACAUGCAUGAGCAUGGACCAGGCUCCCCGCGCUGCUUCAGCCCCCAGCAGCGGCCGUACGGAGAUAGGGAAGGGUCUCCCAGGUGCUUUAGCCCCAGGCAAUGGCCUAACCAGGAACGUGAAGGCGGCUGCGGCUCUCCGCACUUUAGUCCCCAUCAUCGCCACGAGGGCUACCACCAACGCCAAGAAGACGACCCGAUAUACGCACGAGUCCAGAAGACGAAUCGGCCAUACUACGGCCCACCCGAACCAGGGACGUACUACAUGCACGACAGGCCGGAGCAGUGGCAGAGAAGUCUUCACUACGACUACGAGCAGCGGUACUAUGAGAGCAGAUCACCUGCAUUUCGUUACCCACCAUACCAAGGUUACCCCCAAGACCCGUACAUGCGUUAUCCUCAAGAUUACACACCAAGGGACUGGGAAUAUCAAGACAGGUCGCCGUAUUCUAUGAGUUACCCACCACCGCUGGAAGUUUGUCCAUAUCACCACCCGACAGACCCGAGAAGCUACCAUGAUCCAAUCAGUCCGAAGAAUACCCACCAGAAUGAACCGAGGAGUUACCAUGAGCAACUGAGUCCAAAAAACCUGCACCACACUGACUCCAGGGGUUAUCAAGAACCUUUGAGUCCAAAGCACAUGCACCAGGAUUUGAAGACCCCGUAUGAUAAUGUUGAUAACCUUGGUCCUUUGAGGCAUAUCCCACAACACGUCCGUGGGACCAGCCCCACAGGCUACCAUAGUGAUGAUCCUAUGUAUCUACGAAAAAUGAAUGAUUAUGUACAUCGUCAACAAACUCAGCUCAGUCAACAACAGACUCAGCGUCAAGAACGGCCUCAACUAGGAGAUUCGAGGAAUUUCUAUAGCGAUUUCCACCCUGGCGACCCCUACUGCCAAGAGCAGGAGCAAAAGGACUUGGAACGAGUGAAAGAACAGGUAAAACCAAGAGAGUGGAAAUAUGGCGUCGAUAGCAACUUUCAAGCGGACCCCUAUCGGCCCGGAGAUGAAUCAACAGAAUGGAAGUAUGCUAACAAGCAAGAGGAAGAAGAGAACUGGAAAUAUGGGGACGGGGAUGAAAAUGAGGGUGCGCAGACGACAGAUAGCGCGUUUCAUCUGUAUCUACCCGACGAUGACCCGUUUGCACAGUUGAAUCCAACAACAAGGGCGCCGGACCUUGCCGAGAUAAAGCAUGGACAGAUUGGAUCCUUCGACAGUGACAUGAUCCCAUCUUACUCCGACCUACCCGACCAGGAGGCCGUGCAGUCGCAGGACCCAUUGGAUCAGUACAUGUCGCCUCCCAGGCAGAUGAAAUUGAGACCGAAACACGUCAAAAAGGAGACAGAUGCAAAGAAAGUGGCGCCUCUUGCGGUCAGGCUUGAUACUCAUUUCGACCGAAGUGACACCAUGCGAUCAACAAGCACUAAUACUUCUACUCUGAAGUCUUUCGCGACGGAUACUAUUGGGUCUUCGAAGAGCUGGGGAAAGUAUGACCCUUUUGUGAAUCCGUCUGCUUUCGCACCAGAGCUGGGUCUGGAAUUGAUGCCGAAUUGGAAACGGGAAGAUCGGGAUAAAACUCCCACGCGAUCUGGGCCGCCACCGCAACGCUCUCUUUCGGAUCCAAGUGAAACUGAAAGCUCUAAGGGCCGCGAGAUCAGACCUUAUGGUAGGUCUAGAACCAGUCCAGGCGCUGUGCCGAAUAUUACUGUAAAUUCUCCCAGUCCGGCUGGUCAAACCAAAGGCACUAAUAUGAACAGGGAUGUUUGGAUGCAAUUGGAAGCGAGGCAUCCGCAGCGAGUGCCCCCUGCGACCUCUAGUUCUAAUCUCAGCAAGAUCGAAAUUGCGUCUUCCGUUGUUAGUACGAAAGCUACCACGCCAUCUGACGUCGAGAAGACGAACAGUUGGCAAUACAAUAAAGGUUCUGGUGAGGCGAAGGAGCCAAAGGGGGCGCUGGUUGAGAGAGACAUUUUGAAGGAAAAGGGGGUCUUCUUUUCGCAACCAAAUACUGACGCUUCCAAGGUAAAAAAAAACUUUGAUGAAAUUCGAGGUCCGGAGUUGUCACGAAAAAAGCUGAUUUACAGAAAAUCCAACAGCGAUACGAGGAUACCUAUAAAUGGUAAACCGGAGCGCCCUAAGACGCUCAAUAUCCAACACGAGUUUUCGAAACCGGACGCCGAUUUGAAGAGAAUGGAAUUGUCAAGAUUCAGAGACCACUGCGUGAAGCAGCUGACUGACAGUGCGUUAGCUGUCAAAUGUGACACGGGUCACGUGGAAGUGAAACGAGAAUUGCGAGAACUCUCCAGUUCAAGAGGCGCAAAAAUCGCUGGUAUAAAAUCCACCAUGUUUGAUGCGAAUGGAAAACGAGAAGUGAUGAUACACCCACUUCCGGUAAAAUCUCAAAAUAUUCCGUUGUCUUCCACGAGUUUUAAGGGAAGUGUUAGUUAUUCUCAAGGGUUAGCAGGAGAUGAAUAUUUAAUAAAUGUCACUAAAGAAACGAAAGUUAAAAAGACGCCUUUUAUUCAGGAUCAUUUAGCGGAACUAGAAGGACUUUUUGCAGACUUAGACUUAGAUAAUGAGAAUUUAUUAGCAAACGCUGAAAGGCAGGAAUUAAAGGUUAAUCUCCUGACACAAGGGGAUAAUCUCAUCAGAAGUUUAGGUCCCCUCACUAUCGAUGUUGGGGUAUUGGACGCUAAAGAUCCUGAUGAGCCCAUGCCAAGUUUAGAAUAUGCGCGAAAAUGGCUUGCGGAGGAAAACGAAAGGAUUUUGAAUGAUGCAGCAGAUUUUGAAAGCAUGCUGGAUAAUGCCUUUGAAGGUCAAGCUGAAAGUAAUGACGCCGUUGUUGAGAAAGGUUCUCAGCAGUUUCUAGGGGGUGAUUUGAAACUACAACAUUCGGAUUCCAGUUCUGUGAUAAGCGACACAAGGUCAGCACCUUGUGUUUCAGUCAGUGCCACCCGGCGGCCAUUGUUCCCACGUAAGAUAACAGACGAUGUGUUGACGAGGAGGAUUGCCAGGAGCAACAGUGGAAGCUCUGUUCCAGCUCUGCCGCCGGUGUCUCCGAUGAGCUUUUUGACACUAGCGCAAUCCGUGUCACCAUCCGAGAGUACAGAGUGUAUGAAUCGAAGGGCCCGAUCGCGCUCGCGCACACCAGAUGCUGUGUUAGACGAUAUACAUUUCAGGAAAAUCUACCGCUCGAUUUCACAACCCGGAAUUGACCGACAGGGGGUCAAGGCCAAACCAUCUCCGACAACUGCAGACUACCUCCGAGAACGCACGACAGAACCACUAAGGCAAUUGAGGCUCGGGGUUACGAACACUGCUGAUAUGUACCAUGACGACCUCGCCUACAGGCGCCUGAGAAAAGAUGUACCAAACCUUCCAACGGAUGUUGUCAAUUUACGGCAAAGGUCGCGAAGUUUAGACAAUAUCAAAAGUCAAAGAUCGCCAAUUUUACGGCACAGACGACCGCCAGAUGGAAAACCGACUUCUAGGAAAUUAUCUGAAAUAAAGGCGCGCAGAAUUCGAAGAACAUCUUUAUCGAAAGGUGUGGGGAAUUUGGUAGAUUUGUUUGACUCGAGUGAGGACUCUGGCGGUAAGUUUGUGAUUAGACAAUCGCACAGUUUACCCGACUUGAGCGGUUACAGGACCGAAUUAAGUGUGGAUUUUGACCACAGGGGAAACAUUGUGAGCGCGGAUCCGAAAUAUGUCCAGCAUGCGCGCCAUCCAAAGAAAACACCACGCACAGUGAAAAUGAAGUCGAAGCUCCGACAGAGAUAUUCAGAUUCGAUGGACGAUUCAGAGACUGGUGAUAGUGGAGAAAGGUUCGAUUGUUGUGAUAGACUGCAGGGCAACCAUUCAGCAGAUUCGUCAGAUAAUCCGACAUCUGAGGGCGGGCUUUCCGGCUCGGAGGACGCUAGUCAUGAGUUUGAGGUCAGGUCAACGUCACUGACAUCACAAUCACAUGACUCGGACAGGAAUUCGGAUCUAGAGACAAAGAGAUUCGUUGCAGAUUCAGACAGUUGGGGUAAACAGGGUGCGGAGCGCUUCAAAAGAAGUCCGGUCAUAGAACCUGACGUGUUUAUUCCGCGAAAACAAACUGAUGAGAAAAUAAAAAAUUGGUACAAAUCGCACAAGGAAAGUUUUAACAAGAGGUUUUCGUACUUUGAAUCGGGCUGCACAGAUCAUAGCUCCACGAGAACUAAUCGUUAUCGGAUAACACUCCGCAAGUCUGCAUCACAGGACAAUCUUACGGGCGCAAAAGUAGAACUGCAGACCAGAGUUCAAAGCUACUCCAAAGAGGCCGAACAGGCUUCCGCGGAAAGAGCCAAGCGGCCUUCCACUUUACGCAUGAGUUAUGGUUCCGACCCCUGUCUGUCUGAGGGUAGGUCUCGGCCUCCGAAACACAGCGAUAGCAUCAACCGGUUCAGGUCCAUUUUACACUUCACCGUUCCACCUUAGAAGCAAGAUUUUACUAAGGUUUAACGAACUGUAGGCGACCCUUACAAUCAGAUGACAAUGCAAGAUUGACUGUGAGGUUAAUAGUGUAACAGAAGAUGUUUUUAUAUCGGGUGUAUGGCGACACGUGAUGCUGGGCUGGUGGGGUGAUUUCCAUGACAGGAGGCUUUGGUCAAACCACUUUAACAAAUCAAAACAAGAUGAACCCCAUGCGAAGCUAAAUUGUCUUACCGCAUCUAUUCAAUGAUUCUGAUGGUCAUCGUAGUUAUCCUGAUGACCGCCAUGUUACCGGUCAGAUAAGAGAGAGUUUCCGCAAAGCUCCCGAAGCAACAACGCGGACGCCAAUCCCAUUGUUCGGCGACCUAUAUGAUCGCGGAGGUCGAACGAUCGGACUGGCGUUCGCGUUUGCGUUUUGUGGGCUUGCGAAAUCUCCCUGUUGAGUAUGACUGCAAUCUUACAUUAACAAGUGGCGCUAAAUAUAUAACGUGCAAGUUAAUCCUGUUUUAAACGUGUACACAAUCAUGUACGAUAUAUCGUAGUUACUGUUUGUUGAGAAUAAAUUUACAGGUUAUUGAUCAAAGUUGUGUUUACUUAAUUUGACCUGUACUCUAAUCUGGCCCAACUCCAAAAAUGAGCCCUCAACUGAUCUCCACUUCCAGUAAAAUGCAGAGAGAACUGUUGUAAUAACC